Trifolium pratense (red clover) is the source of this 1279-nucleotide messenger RNA. RefSeq lists its product as uncharacterized. Lineage: Eukaryota; Viridiplantae; Streptophyta; Magnoliopsida; Fabales; Fabaceae. The transcript has 4 exons. The record is from RefSeq and is a predicted model, not a curated record. The coding region runs from base 405 to 1073 and encodes 222 amino acids.
CUUUUCACUUUGCCAUUGCAACACAGCUCAAGCUAGCACCGUCUCCCUCUCAGCUACUACGGCGAUAACGCAGCUUAAGCACUGUCUCGCUCUCAUCUCCGACGACCCACUCAGUCGGCGCGACCCUCUCAGCUACUACGAAGACCCAGCAGCGCUGUUUUCUUCUCAAUUCGAACAGAGCUUCUUUUGAAAAUGAAUGGCUACCCACCUGAUCGUAGUUGGGUAUAUGAUAGACUUAACCCUCGUAGAGGGGGGUUGAAACUCGCCUUUAUAUUUGGUGUUAAAGAGUUUGUAAGAAAGGCAAAAAGUCGAUAUCACAGCGAAAUAAGAAGAAUCGUAAUUCUGCUAAAGGUGGGUCUGUCCAUACUGGCGGAUCCAUAACUUUCACCGAGCAUACCUUACGGAUGGCUGAAGAGUUGGGUAGAGAACCCACAGUGGAUGAGGUCUUUUUAAGAACUCACAUUCGUAAGAAGGGCUCAACUUGGGUUGAUCUUAGAUCUCAAAACACUUAUGAUAGUUUCCAAAGUAAUUUGAAUCAGGCCUCAGAAGGUGCAGAUGAGAGUGGCUCCCAAAUGGUCGACUCUGCGACUCGUUUAAAACUGUGGGCCAAAUCUGUUGGGGGGAAAAAUCGAGGACGUCUAUAUGGUGUAGGAGAUAGGUCCUCGAAUUAUAGACCAGGUGUUUCAAGUCUCGCCCCAGACAAUGUUCCAUCUAUGGGUUGCAGCCAAGUUUCAUCCCAUUAUUCUCAUGAGAUGGCAACACAGUUGGCCACACUUGAGGAGCGAGCAAAGGCAGCAGAGGAUGAGGUUCGGAAUACAAGGGAGGAGCUUAGGCAAGCAGAGCUUAAGCGACAAAAGGAAGCUCAACAGUCAGAACAGCGUGCUGCAGAGUUCCAAAUGCAGCUGAUAGCGUUGACAAAAAGUGUAGCUGCCAUGCAGGCCGAGCCCUCCCGUCGUCGACGUCGUCAUCCAGAUUAUGAUGGGGAUGAGUCCGAGGAUGGGUCCGAGGAUGGAUCCGAGGAUGGAUCCGAGGAAGGGUCUGAGGAUGAAUCCGAGGAUAACGAGGAAAAUUGAUAUUUAGUUUGUGUUGUUAUUAUGACUUCAUCUUAUGCUUAGAUUAUUAACGGUGCAUUUUGUUAUUAUGACCGAUUAAGCUUAGACUUGUAGCUACAUCUUUUGUCGAAAUUGCUAGUUUCUAAUUUGUUUAUUUUGACACUUGUUAUAGUGUCAAUUUUUGUUAACAAUACAUUUUAGUUUGAUGAAGUGAUCUUUUGAUAACA